Molecule: messenger RNA, 2442 nt
Organism: Camelina sativa (false flax)
Lineage: Eukaryota; Viridiplantae; Streptophyta; Magnoliopsida; Brassicales; Brassicaceae
Product: serine/threonine-protein kinase BSK3
Biological process (GO): protein phosphorylation; brassinosteroid mediated signaling pathway
Molecular function (GO): protein binding; ATP binding; protein kinase activity
Source: RefSeq, a predicted model, not a curated record
UAGAGAGUGUGUGAUCUGAUCUAGUUAUAUAUAUAUAUGUAAAAGAAAGAAAGAAAAAAAACAAUCCUGGGGGUUUGGACAAAUUUGGGAUAGUUUAAGCUUUUUUAUACAUUCACAUGAAUCACAUACGUUCAUGUCGUCGAUACGGUCCUCUUCCUUGAUUUUUUUAUUUUUAAAAUUUAUUGUAACCACGUGGAUUUGCUUGUCUUGUUUCUUGUUUUCUUUUUUUUUCUUUUUCUCUCCCCCUUGAUGAAAUCGAGGAACCUUUAAUACUACUACUACUACUACUAGUUUCUUUCUUCUACUUCGUCGAUCCACAAACGCUUUUGAUUCCUUUGCUGUAUUGGCUUAGCUUACUGUGUUUCUCUGCUCUUUUUAUUGGCUUCUCCUUCGCUUCAAUUAGGGUUUUUUACUUGUUUCAUCUUCGAUUCCCCAAAUUGCUUCCCUUUUGAGAUUGGUAUUGCUGUAAACUAGUUGAGUUGACUCAUUUAGAGUCAUAGCGAGUUGACAAGCUCUUUGGGUUUACGAAGAGAGGAGAGAAGAGACGUCCCCUCGAUUGAAAAAUUAAACCUUUUUCAUUGGGUUGAAAGAAAAAAGAAAGAAAGCAAGAGUCUUGGAAUAUUUUGGAGUGUUUUAUUUGUUUAGAUGGGAGGUCAAUGCUCUAACCUGAGUGGGUGUUGCCGGAACUCUUCACACAAGACAGCUGUUCUUGAAUCUCCUGAUCUUGAGAAUGGAGAGAGUAGUGAGAUCACUGAUGUGCCUAAUUUCCGGGAGUAUACAUUAGAACAGCUCAAGUCGGCUACUUCUGGUUUUGCUGUCGAGUAUAUUGUGUCUGAACAUGGAGAAAAGGCUCCAAAUGUUGUCUAUAAAGGGAAAUUGGAGAAUCAAAAGAAGAUUGCUGUCAAGCGUUUCACAAGAAUGGCGUGGCCUGAUGCACGUCAAUUCCUGGAGGAAGCGAGGUCGGUUGGUCAGCUGCGGAGUGAGAGAAUGGCCAAUUUACUCGGUUGUUGCUGUGAAGGUGAUGAGAGGUUACUUGUAGCAGAAUUUAUGCCCAAUGAAACACUAGCCAAACACCUUUUCCACUGGGAAACACAACCUAUGAAAUGGACUAUGAGGCUACGAGUUGUUUUGUAUCUAGCACAAGCUCUUGAAUACUGCACCAGCAAAGGCCGUAUUCUUUAUCACGACCUCAAUGCUUACCGGGUUUUGUUUGAUGAGGAAUGCAAUCCAAGACUUUCUACUUUUGGUUUGAUGAAGAAUAGUCGGGACGGAAAAAGUUACAGCACUAAUCUUGCUUUCACCCCUCCUGAGUAUCUACGAACUGGGAGAAUUACUCCAGAGAGUGUGAUAUACAGCUUUGGUACUCUUCUGCUUGAUCUUCUCAGCGGAAAACAUAUACCUCCUAGCCAUGCCCUCGAUCUGAUUAGAGACAGGAAUCUUCAGACACUAACAGAUUCUUGCCUAGAUGGGCAAUUCUCUGACAGCGAUGGCACAGAGCUAGUACGCCUGGCGUCUCGUUGUCUUCAGUACGAAGCUCGUGAGCGGCCAAACACGAAAUCUUUGGUGACUGCCUUGACGCCACUUCAGAAGGAAACAGAGGUCCCGUCUCAUGUUCUAAUGGGUCUACCGCACAGUGGUUCAGUCUCUCCUCUGUCCCCUCUUGGUGAGGCUUGUUCAAGAAGGGACCUGACCGCUAUGCUUGAGAUCUUGGAUAAACUUGGAUACAAAGACGACGAGGGUGUCACCAAUGAGCUCUCGUUUCAAAUGUGGACAGACCAGAUGCAAGAGUCUUUGAACUCGAAGAAGAAGGGUGAUAUGGCUUUCAGGCAAAAAGAAUUUAGAGAGGCCAUUGAGUGUUACACGCAGUUUAUUGAUGGAGGAAUGAUAUCUCCAACAGUGUGUGCACGCCGUAGUCUGUGUUACCUGAUGAGUGACAUGCCGAAAGAAGCUUUAGAUGAUGCACAUCAGGCUCAGGUGAUCUCUCCCGUGUGGCACAUCGCGUCAUAUCUGCAGUCUGCUUCCCUUGCUUUCCUGGGGAUGGAGAAGGAGUCUCAAAUCGCACUCAAAGAGGGAUCGAACCUUGAAGCAAAGAGGAAUUCAGGUUCUCGAGUGAAGUAACAUAUAUAGUGUGUGUUUAAAGAAGAAUCAUCUUUUGGGAAAGAUGAAAGAACAUCUUACCAAGUAAAAAAGGUGUUAGAAUCUUUUGAGCACAAUGAUGGGAAAAACACGCAAGAGGGAUGCCAAAUGAAACCCUCAUCUUCUGAAGAGAUGAUUGGGUUGUGUGAGGUGUUUUGCUCUUCUUGUGCCUCUUUUUAUGGGCAUUGAAUUGAAGGAGUCACUUCCUUUAUUGGCUUUGAAAUCCAUUUUUCUGAAGAAACUUUAUGUACUAGAUAAAACCUUUAUUGGAGAAACCAUAAAGAGAUUUUAUGUCUUUUGAAUCCA